UCGAUGAUAAUCAUAAUAUCUCUUGUACUGAUCAUCAUCCCCUAUCAGGCUUCCAUUGGAAUAAGGGAAAAGAGAAUAACUUCGAUCAUUAUAAAGAACAUCUUGUUGGUAAUCUGUUGCUGCGACAUAAUAGUGAAUCUUAGAACAGGGUAAAUAUCUUAAUUAAAAUGUAUUUUAAUUUUAUAGCAAAUUUUAACAAUCGAUCAAUCGAUUUUUUUUUUAAUCUUUAUCAUUUAAGACCACCAAUUAUAAUUAAUCCUUAGUAUACUAAAAACAAUUUGAAUCCUCGAGUGAGAUAAGAUUUUUUUUUUUUAAAUCCACCGCAAAAAUUAAUCGUUUAAAUAAAAUUAACUCAUUAUCUUCACCCACCCAAUCCAAAAUGCCAAAUUUAUUCUUCAGGUACUUCGACAAAGACGUGCAUUCCACGGAGUUGGAUCCAAAGAAAAUAGUCGAUAAUUAUCUAAAGCGUGGCACAUUUAUCGUGGAUUUCAUCGGUUCCUUUCCAACCGAUAUCUUGUUUUUAGGCGCGCUAGAGUUAACAAUAGCCCGGAAAUGGACGUCCCUAUUAUGCAUCUUCCGCAUUUUCUCUCUCGCCAAUUACAUCGAGAAGAUAACCUCCCUCUACAACAUACCCCUAAUCGUCAAACUGUUGUUCGUGUUAACAUUCUGGUUGCUGCUGUUUUUCCACUGGCAAAGCUGUUUGCAAUGGUUGAUACCAUUAAUAAAUAAAUCGAUAUACGAGCUGAAACGUCCCGCCAACACAUCGUGGAUCGAGGUGGCAAACUUGUGGGACGUUUCCAGGAGUGAACAGUAUCUGCGCAGUUUAAAACGUGCCAUAACCACGUUUAUGAGAGUCGGCCUGAUUUACAUACACCUGGACAACGCGGGUGAAGUUUAUCUGAUCAUAUUGAUCCGUAUAUUGGGCAUGAUCGUGCCCUGGUUCAUAGUGACGUGCGUGUUGAAUUUCCUCCAAGGUGAGAACAGCUCCCGUUUGAGAUACCAGGGCACCGUGGCCCAGUUGAAACACUUCAUGAGGCACAAACAAUUACCGUAUCCCACCCAGAAACGGAUCAUCCAGUACUACGAGUUCCGUUUCCAGUAUCGAUUCUUCCGCGAGUCGGAAAUAAUAAACACGAUAUCGACCCAGAUGCGCCACGAGAUAAGGAUGCACACGUGCCGGAAGCUUGUCGAGAACGUGACGUUCUUUAACAAUUUGCCGUUGACGUUGCUCGGCCAAAUCGUGGCCUUGUUGAAGUUCGAGAUAUUCUUGACCAACGACGUGAUCGUGAGGGUGAAUCAGCCCGGUGAUUGUAUGUACUUCAUAGCCUCGGGCACGGUGGGGAUUUACACGGACUCGGGCAAGGAGGUGUGCCAUUUGGACGACGGGGCUCACUUCGGCGAGGUCGCGCUUAUCAUGCCCAACGAGCUCAGGGUGGCAAGCGUGGUGGCUGUUGAGAUGUGCGAGUUGUACCGGUUGAAUCGUGCCGACUUCAUGAGAACGAUACAUCCGUACCCUAUGCUGUGGGAGAGGAUCAAGAAGAUCGCGAUCGAGAGGCACGAGAAAACGAUGAUACUCACUAAGUAAUUGUGAUUAUUCUUUUGUAAGAGAAAUAAAUUUUCGUUAUUACUAUUUAUUAGAACGAAAGAUUGAUUGGAAUCGUGUUAUCGCGUUAUGGAAAUAAUUUCCUUGUUUUACUUAAUAUUGAACAGAGAGAUAGAAUUUAUGGAUUUUCGAACGGAUUAGAAUUUGUAUCAGCGUGCUACAUGUUAAUGAUAAGUUGCAUAAGUUGUUUUUUAUAAUUUCCUCUUGUAAUUUGAUUAAUUACUCGUGUAUAGGGUAUUGUUAUUAUUAUUAUAUAUGAAACUGGUGGAUGUAAAUCUCAAUAAAUCGUUCGAUACGAAGUUCAAAUACGACGAUGUUAAUUUUCUGAAUCUUAUCAAAUCUUAAUUUUCCUAUGGCGAUAUUACGUGAAAUUAAAAUUAUCAUUUCACGAAGUCCAUUUCGCGCAUUUUUCUUUUCUACGAGAUUAACGUCAGAAUUAUUAAACGGUUAAACAGUUAUUUCCUUCUUUAAUCUUUCUCUCGUCAAGCUUGCCAAUGCCUCGAAUCUGAAUAAUUUAACUUUCCUGAGAAUCCUA
This is a messenger RNA of Apis cerana (Asiatic honeybee), 2138 nucleotides long. Its product is annotated as potassium/sodium hyperpolarization-activated cyclic nucleotide-gated channel 1-like. The record is from RefSeq and is a predicted model, not a curated record. Gene Ontology annotation, cellular component: HCN channel complex. Gene Ontology annotation, molecular function: voltage-gated potassium channel activity. Lineage: Eukaryota; Metazoa; Arthropoda; Insecta; Hymenoptera; Apidae. Gene Ontology annotation, biological process: regulation of membrane depolarization; potassium ion transmembrane transport; sodium ion transmembrane transport.